Molecule: messenger RNA, 516 nt
Organism: Lodderomyces jiufengensis
Lineage: Eukaryota; Fungi; Ascomycota; Pichiomycetes; Serinales; Debaryomycetaceae
Product: L-methionine (R)-S-oxide reductase
Exons: 1
Coding region: 1-516 (171 amino acids)
Cellular component (GO): cytosol
Molecular function (GO): L-methionine (R)-S-oxide reductase activity; protein binding
Source: RefSeq, a predicted model, not a curated record
AUGGUAAAUCAUGCAGAUUAUUCCAACAUUACAGGACUAACAAAAGAAGAAACACUAAAGCAUAUACUAGAUUCAUAUGAAACUUUAAAAACUUCAAAUUGGGUUACAAAUUUAUCAAAUUUAUCAUCAUUAUUAUGGCAUGGAUAUCAUUCUAUUGGAGUACAAGUAAAUUGGACUGGAUUUUAUGUUAAAAAUCAUGAUUCACAAAAUCAAGAAGAACAAUUGAUUUUAGGUCCAUUUCAAGGUAAAGUAGCUUGUCAAUUUAUAAAUUUUGGUUCUGGAGUAUGUGGGAAUUGUGCAUCAACAAAAACCACUCAAUUAGUUCCUAAUGUUGAAGAAUAUCCUGGUCAUAUAGCUUGUGAUGGAGAGACAAAAAGUGAAAUUGUUGUGCCUAUUCUACUGGGUGGAGAAGUUUGGGGAGUUAUUGAUUUAGAUUGUUUAACAUUGGAAGGAUUUAAUGAAAUUGAUCAAAAAUAUUUAGAAGAAUUGGCUGAAUUGAUAAGUAAAAGUUUAUAG